Marasmius oreades (fairy-ring Marasmius) is the source of this 1704-nucleotide messenger RNA. RefSeq lists its product as uncharacterized. The transcript is spliced from 10 exons. Gene Ontology annotation, cellular component: glucosidase II complex. The record is from RefSeq and is a predicted model, not a curated record. Gene Ontology annotation, biological process: N-glycan processing. Bases 1 to 1704 code for a protein of 567 amino acids. Lineage: Eukaryota; Fungi; Basidiomycota; Agaricomycetes; Agaricales; Marasmiaceae.
AUGAUUACUCUUCCCAGAACACGUCAACACGUCGCGUCCGGGCCAGCGCUUAGCCUUUAUUCGAUGAUACCACUACACGUCCUCCUCCUCUCAUUUCCCUUAGGAUGCUUUGCAGCCCUAGAAAAAACAUUCGGAGUUCCCCCGUCUCUUCUCCCUCGAUAUGUCCCAGUGAAGUCUUCCUGGAAAUGCUUAGACGGGUCUAAACAAAUACCCUGGGACUUUGUAAACGAUGAUUCUUGCGACUGCCCAGAUGGGAGUGACGAGCCUGGAACUAGUGCAUGUGCGAACAAGAAUAGCGCUUUCUAUUGUCACAAUGUCGGACAUAUUGGUGCGACGAUACGAAGUUCGAGGGUAAAUGACGGGCUUUGUGAACUUGAAUGCUGUGACGGCUCCGAUGAGCUUCCCGGCGUAUGCCCCAACACCUGUAAGGAAGUCGGCGAGGCGUAUCGUAAGAAACGGAAUGAGGAGAUGAAGAUUCGGAAGACGGGUUCCAAAAUCCGUUCCACAUAUAUCAUUUUUGCACAAAAGGAGAAGAAGCGACUUGAAUCCCUGGUCGAAAGUACUUCUCAAGAGAUCGUCGUCCGCCGGAACGAAGUGGCAAGGUUGAAAGACAUUGUAGACCGCGCCGAGUCCAUUUCCGCCGCCGCACUGGAACACAAGAAGGAGUCUCCCCUUUACAUCUCUUUAAUGGAACAUUACACUGCCCUUAAAUCCCUCCAACGGGAGCACAAAAAACUUCAGGAUCGCUCGAAAGAGCUCAGCACAAUUCUGGACACUCUGCGCACAGGUUAUAACCCUAACUACCAAGAUAUGGCUGUUCUCGAGGCUGUCAGGGGAUGGGAGCAGAUUGCAGGAUUGGAGCAUAUUAACGACGUUGGAAAGGAUAAGGAGGAGGAGAAAGAAGAAGAAGAAAAGCAAGCCCAACCAGCAGUCCAGGAAGAGGACGAUGGCAUGUGGACAGCUGAAGAACUGGAACAGGAUUUGGAUGAGCUUCUGAACACUGAUUAUGUCUCGUUAUUACUGGAACACGAUGAGCAUGUAAGAACACCAGUGAAGGGCACGUUGUUAUUCGACCUGGCUUCUUACCUCCCCGAUACCGUACUACCUCAAUACGAGGAAAUCAAAAACACAGUCUUGUCAUGGUUCAGAUUGUUGGGAGUCAUUCGUGGUGAUGACACCAGUGCUUCAGAAUCCUCGCGCGCUCGUCAAGCCUUUACUGACGCUGAAAACGCUUUGAAGAAGGCCGAAGAGAAUAAGAAGAAUGCAGAAGAUGAUUUGGAUGACUUGUUCAGCGUUGAAGGGUUUGGAAAAGACGGUGAAUGGAAGAAACUCGACGGCCUUUGUUUGGAAAAGGAUACGGGAGAGUACACAUAUGAGGUUUGUCUAUUCGGAGAAGCGAGGCAGAAGCCCAAUAAAGGAGGGUCAACAUUCAGUUUGGGGCAUUUCGACGGCUGGAACUCAUCGCCCGAUGUUACACCCGGAGAACCAGAGUAUUAUAAGAAACAAUAUUACAAACAUGGCGCCAGAUGCUGGAACGGACCUGAGAGAAGUGUUGUACUCGAGCUAUCUUGUGGAACAGAAAACGCGCUUCUUACGGUUGUAGAGUUGGAGAAGUGUGAGUAUGGGAUCACUGGUACGACGCCUGCUCUUUGCUUGCCUAUCAGCGAGAGUGAGGGGAAGGAUAACAAUAGAGAGGAACUUUAA